Messenger RNA from Pundamilia nyererei, 638 nucleotides. RefSeq names its product sperm acrosome membrane-associated protein 4-like. The record is from RefSeq and is a predicted model, not a curated record. The transcript is spliced from 3 exons. Gene Ontology annotation, biological process: sperm-egg recognition. Gene Ontology annotation, cellular component: membrane. Bases 199 to 576 code for a protein of 125 amino acids. NCBI's taxonomy places the organism in Eukaryota, Metazoa, Chordata, Actinopteri, Cichliformes, Cichlidae.
UCUCUGUGGCUGCUCCGUCUGCGUGAAGCUAGUUUGUAAAACUUUAGCUUUAAAUUAAAAGAACAAACAAAAAACAACUUGAUUUCUUGAAUUCAAGAUGAAAACAGCGGAUUCAAAAUAUUCUGAAAGAAACGCCUUUAAGAGCUGAAGCGUCGACCGGCAGGAGGAUUUUCUCCUGGUGAGACAGAAACAUCAGUGAUGUCGAAGCUGCUUGGCUCUCUGCUUCUCCUGUGUUUACUUCCAGCUGUGGUUCCCCUCUUCUGUUACACCUGUGUGUUCCCCACCAUCUCCCCUCUGGACUGCAUCAGAUUCCCCCUGAAGUGUCCACCUGGGCAGCUCUGUCUGUCCAGCCGAGCCGUGGGUGAGAAAGGGGACUUCCGUGUGGUUUUGUACGAGAAGAGCUGCGUCCUGCCCUCCCUGUGCGGAAUCACGGGUGAAAAAUACGCGCUGGGACUCAACUUCACCUUCACCAAUGAAUGCUGCAACACUCACUUGUGUAAUGGUGCUGCUACAUCUGCUGCCCCCUACUGGAUUGGGACAUUAUUCACACUUCUAACUCUGUACUCCGUUUGGUGAAUAGUCAACGAUAUAAAGCAGUUUGGCAGAGAUAGAGUUCCUAUUUCCCCUCUAACGGACAA